UGUAAUCUUAUAUUUUAUUGCAAGAAUUUUUGUUUUGACCGCUGUUUGAUUUUUGACAGCUGCCGGUGUUUUCUUUUUGUAAAAUAAGCGCGUAAAUUAUUGAUUAUUGUUAUAAUUGUGGAAAUAUUUCACAAUAACAACUUUAAACUCGUUUGUUUAUAUAUUUCUAAUCAUUUAAAUUGUAUUUUUGAAUAUUUAAAUGAUUUUGUUUGACAUAUUUACUACCGCCAUCUUGCGUUGUGUGUAUAACUGGUUGCCGCACGUCCUUGAACGCCAGUUUUUGGGUGUUUGUGAUGUUAGGUGAAGACCUGCAGAUUCUAAAUCGAAUGAAAUAGUGCGAUUCCACCCUCGUGUACAUCCCAAAAGGUGUGUUAAUCUAAAAAUGAUUGAUCUACGAUCAACGUGAUGUAGUUUACAUCAUCAUAACCGCUAGAAUGUCGAAGAAAUGCAAGAAAAGCGACGCGAAUUCUUCCUCCUCACCCAUGGCGAUGUCGAGGUCAGAUAAAAAGCAUUCAAAGGACGCAAAAGACUCCAAAACCAAACCAGCCUCCAGUGAUUCUAAACUCAGCGCUGUUAUUGGCUCCGCCAACGUGAAACGCUGGAUUCAAUUCAGGAAUUCAUCAAAGUGUCAGAACAAUGAGGAAUUUGUUAAACUGCUACUGGAUCUUGCAGAGAAACAUCUCAUCAAAAAUACUUCCAAAUGUGCAAACAAAGAUGGUAACCAUGGCAACAGUGAUGGUGACAAUGAGCAGAAACAAAAGCCAACACAAAAACAACCUGAUGUUUCUCCUGGUAAGCAAAAGAAGGAACACAAACAUAAAAAGCGAAAAUCCGACGCCUUGAAGCAACCUGCACAAAAUGUCGAAUCUAUUCCUAAACCUAGUAUCAUGGUUAACAUUUCCAAUGAUUUGUUAACACCUCUACAAGUUCCUCCAGUGCAAACUCAACAAAAACCAGCAAGUCAAGUUUUAUUGAUUGAAAACAUUGUUAAACCAGUUGUAAAACAAGCAGAAAUUAAUAUUACCGACAUUAAGAUGAAAGAAACAAGUGAAAAAGUUGAUAAAAAGUUGAAAUUGAAAGAAACUGAGCAUGAUACAAGGAAAGCACCUGAAUUAUUACAACAAGAUGUGAAAGAUAUCAUGUUAACAUCAACUCCUACUGUAAAAUCAACAUCAGCGUCACCAGAAACGUUAAUUAGUAAUAAUUCUACUUGUCCAAGCUGUGAAACUGAUCAUUUACCAACUGAACAUGAUCAGUGUCUGAUAAAACAUCCGAAAAUGUUUAUAAACGACAGUAUUACGCUUGAAACUUAUCAGAAUUCACUAAAUAAUGAAGAUGAUGAGAUUGUGGAGUCCUAUGCAUUGAAAUCAUUCCCUCCAGGGUUGAAAUUAGAUGAUGUUAAUCAAUCUGGAUGGGAAGGGCAACAAGGCGUGUUUUGUACGCAGCUUUUCGAUGCGUUUACACAGUUUGGACCGCUUGUAGCGCCCACAAUCAAAGAAGUAGAUGUUCCUGAAGAUUGCACUAUGCGUUUUAUGUUUGAGAUUAUCAAGGGUGAAACAGAUCGGGUGUAUUUCAACGCGGAGAGUGAGGAUGAGAGUAAUUGGAUUAGAUAUUUACGGCCUGCGGCGAAUAGAGAACAGCGGAAUAUGUUGGUGGUGCAUAAAGAGAAUUAUUUGUAUUUUAUUACAACUAGGAGUGUCACUAAAGGAGAGGAACUUGUUUACUGGCAGGAUGAUUUUAGUGGGAAUAAAAAGAAAAUGGAGAAGACUACUUGUGGUGGUUGUAAUAUGACAUUUCAACAUCCACUGUAUUAUCGUAUACAUUGUUCGGUGUUCCAUGAUGUCCGUUAUAGUCUAACUAUAAGGAAAUAUCACUGCAAAGUGUGCGGGGCUGCUGUGUUAGGUAAAGAGAAUAUUAUGAAACACGCUAGUGAGUUGCACAACGGCCAGGGGGCGUAUCAGUGUCAAUUUUGUAAAAAGUAUUUCUUAAGAUUAAAUUAUCUCGAAAUGCAUCGCACUUAUGGUUGUUCAGCGAAUCCGCAUCGAUCGCGACCUCUGUGCGACUUUUGCGGGCGGAAAUUCUGUCAACCGCAGAAAUUAAAAGUGCAUAUUAAACGUAUGCACAGUGAUAUGUCGGAAGUAUUAAAAGAAUUCCAAUGCAAAAACUGCAUGAAACUACUUGGUUCUCGCGCUGCCCUCCAGCGACAUUUUAAAGAAGUUCAUCAGAAGCAGAUGGACGGCGCAUGCGCGUGUAGUAAAUGCGGUAAAACGUUCCAGAACAAAAGUAAUCUCAAGAUUCACAUGUUAACACACAGUGGGAUUAAACCAUUCAGAUGUAAUCAAAGCACAUGCGCCGCUGCAUUCACAACAAAACAAUGUCUACAAUUCCACUACAAGAAAGUGCAUGGCUACACAGAGGACAUGAUGCCGAAAAUUGAACGUAGCGUGGAUUACACUUUCGAAGCUUACAGUGGUAAUCCAGAUGAUGAUCUACAGGAAGCCAUCUUGGACUCGCAAAAGACUGACACAAACGCAAUCACAACGGACGUCACAGAAGUUUUAACCAAUCAGGUUAAACCUGAUGAGGAGUUAGAGAUUGAAGAGACGACAAUACGUCUCACCGACCAAUCAUCGAGCUCUGCAUCGAAUUCAACCCCAGCUCCAAGUCCACCUAACAUGGAAUCCUACGCGCCGAAUAUUAAAAUUCUCACCAAAGGAUCCAAGAAAUGGAUUGGCGAACAAGACGUGUACGCGCAGGAUAUGCAACCCAAUGAGCAUCAAACAAUCGCACCUAGUGUAACCAACAUAGGUUACAAUCGCCAUGAAUCCAACGCUAGUUUAUUGGUCGAAGCAGCGUUGGACUCAGUCUGCAGCGAACCUAAUAUAGACAUAGAUGUCGCCACCACGCCAUGCGCCGAAUCACUAGUUAAUAAUUUAUAUACUUUGUCGAAUGUGAACGUACACGACGUGCACGAUAACGAUUCGCUGGCGGAUGUAACCUAUUCACAAUCAGUUGAUGUGACGGAUUCGCGCGAUAUAAAUCUCAUUAGUCCGUCGGUCAACGAGCAGAUUUCUGUUACGGACGACAUUGAUGAAUUGCGCCAUGGUCAAUCAAUGGGAAUCGACUAUUCUAGUUUCCAUCAGGAGGACUUUAGUCCGCCGAACUCACCGCGAAACUUCCGAGAUUACAUUCAAUCAUCACCGCAAGCUAUGCAACACAACAAUCACAACCAUACGCAGCAUAAUGUUGCUAGUCCGCCACGUUAUGAUUUCGGGUCGGCUGUGGUCAAUCCCGAGUCGGAUGAUUCUAAUAACGGUAUAGGUGUGCAGAAUUUAUCUCUACACGCUGAUAAUGUCACAAAUAAUACCCGUGACGGUAUACAAUUAGACCUUUCGAUUUAUAAAUCGCAUUAUGCGUUCGAUUCUUCGUUUUUACGGAAAGACACGAAGAGAUUCGAAGUUAUAGAUGUGACAGAUCAUGAUCAUAACCACAAAAGUUACCUCAUAGACAAUGAGGAUACGAAUAAAUUUAGUCUUAACGGUAAUGUGGAUAAUGAUAACCUAGACAGCGAAUUGAAAGACUUUGAAGGCAUGGAAGACGCGGAUGUUGACGGAGAUGUAAAUGAAGAUGGUAAAAGCGAUAAAGAUUUAGACUUGUCAAUGCGGUCGAGUGUAACAGUACCGGAUUUACGCUCUAAAUUUGAAUUGGAUCUUGAUUUGCGAAAAACUUAUGAAAUGGACGGUGAAAUGCGCAGGUCCUAUACUGAUUCACUAGAUGACUUCAGAAUGAAGUCUUAUGACCUGGAUAACCUUGACGCGUUGCGCAGUAACCUUGAAAGAAAAACUUAUGAAAGUUUGAUUGAAGAUUUCCGCACUGAUCGUAAUUUUGAACCUUUGGUUCUUAAUCCUUCGGAAUUACAAGGAUUAGACAUGUCUGCGCGAGGUUAUCAUAACUAUCCUAACCUCAAUAGAUAUCAUCAUUUAUAUACGGAGGUAGAUCGACCUACGGUGGAUCUGAGGUUGAAUUAUUCCCCGCCGCCGCCGCCACCUGCGUAUACACAUCCAGAUAUACUUCGGGUUUCGCUGGAUCUUGCGCAGCCGCGACACAGCGUUGAUUUGAGUCUGCGCUCACAGAUUGCUAAUUCUAGAUUAUUGGGCCUGGAUCAAGGGCGGUUAUUACCGGGGGAUUUGACUGUUUCCGCGCCGAGACACAUUUCGGAUAUGUCGAAUCGUAUCCUCUCGGAUCACACGACGAAUAGGUUAUUGGGUAAUGAUCAACUCGGUGCGCAGCGUAUGCUGCAGGAUGAUAGACUUUUGGAGCAGCCUAGGUUGUUGGAGCAGAAUAGAUUGAUGGGUAAUGGUGCAAUGUCACCGGUUUCCUAUUCGGGUUAUUCUGUUUCGCCUAGUCCGUAUCAUCCGACUGCGUUGCCGCCUCGGCCGCAUGUUACUUCACCAACGCCAGCGCCCUAUCAUCAUUACUCGGCUUAUUAUUGAAUUUCGUACUCGUACUGAUUGUUUUCUAGUCAUUUGGUUCAGAUUAUGUGCCAAAAUAUACUUGUUUCUAUGGA
Messenger RNA from Dalotia coriaria, 4567 nucleotides. RefSeq lists its product as uncharacterized. The record is from RefSeq and is a predicted model, not a curated record. Gene Ontology annotation, molecular function: DNA-binding transcription factor activity, RNA polymerase II-specific; protein binding; RNA polymerase II transcription regulatory region sequence-specific DNA binding. Gene Ontology annotation, biological process: regulation of transcription by RNA polymerase II. Gene Ontology annotation, cellular component: nucleus. Lineage: Eukaryota; Metazoa; Arthropoda; Insecta; Coleoptera; Staphylinidae. The transcript is spliced from 6 exons. The coding region runs from base 435 to 4493 and encodes 1352 amino acids.